AUGGCGCGCCCGCUGCCUGAACCGGCGGCCCUUCACGACAUGAUACGUUGCUAUUUUCGCUACCUUCACCCAUAUUUACCUGUCAUCGAUGCGGGCCGUUUCAUUUCAGCAUUCGCCGACCAGCCAAGCAGUAUCAGCCCCCUCCUCCUUUGGAGUGUCUUAUUUGCUGCCGCUACGUUCGUCAAGCCAGAGCAUUGGCAAGCUGCUGAGUUCAGGACCAGAAAGGAAUUCCAAGAGGAUAUCUAUCGACAUGCCAAGGCGCUCUAUGACAGCCAAAUUGAGGUAGACAAGCCGACAAUAAUCCAGGCUUGCAUACUCCUUUCGUAUCACCUCGUAGACCGAGAAGAUCUGGACGGGCCGUGCCACUGGAUCGGAGUGGCAACCGGUCUAGCACAGAGCAUCGGCUUCCACCGAAAGCCAACCUGCGAACGAGUCCGGUCUUCUCCAUUUUCCCAGUCACAAUGCAACAUUUGGAAACGCAUCUGGUGGAGUCUUUACUCCCGCGAGAUCUGGCUAGGCCUCGGCUUCGGCAGGCCACUCAGAAUCAACUCGGAAGAUUGCGACAUGACAAUGCCAAAGGCCGCUGCAGUACUGAACGAUCUUGACGGCCUUCCAACUAUGCUUCGAGAAACCUACAUUCCUUGCGAGUUUGAGACACUUGUAAAUCUAUGGAUAGAGUUGUUGAACCUGUCUGUCGAACUGGAAACAAUUCUACGACUCAACUACCGGCCUGGUCAACCACCUGCAUCGCUCGCGGCUCUCGAAUCACAUCACAGCAUUCUGCAGGCGAUGCAGAGUAGAGUCUGCGUGGAUUUGGCGGGGGAAGCACCACUGCUAUUAUUGCACCGCAGUAUUCUCAAGAUUUACCAUGGGACUGUAUUGAUCGCUCUGCACCGGCCGUACAUCCUCCCGCCAGCACCAAGUUCAAAGUCUCCUCUUGGGGAAAGUAGCAUUCGAUCCCUCGCAAUGGACAGGUACACUACAGCCGCAUCGGCCAUUACAAAGGCCGUCAACGACCUUGUACGCGCCGACCUCCUCAAUGUUUCACCACCCACACUCCCGACCUGCAUCAAUUCCGCCAUUGGAGUACACCUACACGAGGCGUGCCGCUCCGAGGGCAUCGGCCGCCAGCUCGCAUUGCAUAACGUCAACCUCCACAUGCUUGUCCUCUCUCAUCUCGGCAAGAUUUACUUUUCCGCCGAGAUGCAGUAUCGGUUCUUCCUCCAGAUCAUGAAGACUGCUGAGCCGCUUCCCUCGGUCCAGAACACAAGAAUGCCUGGUAGGGGAAGCUUCAGUCGUGCGGGAACAGCAGCCGUUGGUAUCCUGCAAGCUAGUGAGCCGCAGGAUGCAACCCGUGAAGCAGCCGCGUAUGACGUGGUCACUCCAGUAUCUACGCACCCGGCACCCGUAGAGUGUCAAGACGCGCUUCACGACCAAACGCCCUCUUACAGUGAAGGAGAUAUGCUCUUGGAGGAUGCAAACAUUGAUCACAAUUUAUUUUUGCCUUCUACUCUGUUCAACAUUGAUUCAACUCCUUUCUCCGAAGAAGAGAUGGAUUUCUACAGGCACUGGGGUCUGACGAACAUGUAG
Colletotrichum godetiae is the source of this 1590-nucleotide messenger RNA. RefSeq names its product fungal-specific transcription factor domain-containing protein. The transcript has 3 exons. Gene Ontology annotation, biological process: DNA-templated transcription. The coding region runs from base 1 to 1590 and encodes 529 amino acids. The record is from RefSeq and is a predicted model, not a curated record. NCBI's taxonomy places the organism in Eukaryota, Fungi, Ascomycota, Sordariomycetes, Glomerellales, Glomerellaceae. Gene Ontology annotation, molecular function: zinc ion binding; DNA binding.